AAAACUACGCCCCAUUUCUCUGUCAACUCUCACCACGGCCCCCUCUCUGCACCCCCAGCCUUCUCUGUGUGGCAGUCGGUUGCUACUCAACCGCUCCCUCUAGUACAGCCGCGUGCCUCUCGCCGAUCGUCUCUCUUGUCUCCACGCUGUUGUCGUCGUUGCUGUCUACGCUCUCCUCCGCCGCUCCCUUUGGUCCUCGUUGUUGCGUCCGCCAGUCUAUCCGCCGUCCGGUGUCUCUCCUCGCCGCUGAUCCUCGUCCUCAGUCACGCCGGUGGUGCUCCUCGCCACUCGUUUAUGUCCUCUAUCACUACAGGCCAGAAAAACCCUAAAUCCUUAAAAAAAAGGUUCUUUCAGGGACAGGUUUGCUGGGAGAAUGGACUCGGAAGAAAUGGACCCAGAAAUUGUGCUAUGGAUCAUUGAGUUCCUCACUCGACAGGACUCAGUCCCGAAAGUUCUUCUUAACAGGAUUCUCACAAAUACCCAUAUCCCAAUUUCACCAACUCCACGCUUGAAGAAGACACUCGCUCUCCGUGCAAUUCAGGAUGAAAUUGCCAGUGGCUCUGUUGCCUCUGAAACCAUUCUUGAAUCCCUUGAAAUCAUAGAACAACUGGAUCAGAAGCAGAGAAUCAAGAUCCUAGACUCCAUGAAGCUCGCAUACUGCGCGGUGGCUGUGGAAUGCACAGUGAAGCACAUGUGGGUUGUGGGAAGCAAACGCAAGCGUGACCCUGAGACAUUUUUCGAGGCAGUCAAGACAAUUUGGAGGGAGAGAGUUGAAAAGCUGGAGUUUUUGAAGAAAAGCGAGUUGGUUACUGAUGAGUUGAGGGAGUUUAAGGAAGAGAUGGAGGCGGCUUUGUGGGAUUCGAAUGCGUGUGAGAGGUUGUUGGAGAGGGCUAUGCGAAAUGAAGCGCUAAGGCUGGUUAUGGAUUACUUGAGGGAAGCUUUGGAUGAAAUGGGUCCUCCACUUCUUGAAAUGCUUGCCAGAACUGAGAAGGAAAGGGAAGAGGAAGAAAAGGAUGCUGAUAAUGUUGGGGAGAAAGCAAGCAGGGAACCGGAUGGAGGUGUUGCAGAUGGUUCUGCAAAGAUGGAAACUCAGAGCAAUGAUAUGUUUCAUACUGUCAACAACCUUAAAGGACCAGGUGUCAUUAUGGAUUCUGAAAAGGUGGGUGUGGACAUUCCUACAUACAAAUAUGAUAAUCUUCCUACUCCUGAAGUUAAUAGAGCGAAAGAAGCACUUAAAUCCAGCUCCAUGGAGUUAAAAGCAUUAUUGAACGACCCUCUUCCCAAUGCUUUAAAUUUCUCCGAGUCUUUAAUGCCUGAAAGACAAGCAUUGAAUAAGGAGAUUUUAGUAGAAGAUCAGGUUGGGAAGCGUGUAGAUGUGCCCAAUCCAUCUGUUGAUGUUGUGGUGCCAGUAGAAAUACCCAAUCCAUCAGUUACUCAAGCUAUUGAACCCAUUCAAACUAUGAAGAACAGUGCUGGAAUUCCAAUUUACAACCAUCAGAAUGUUGCCCCCAAACGCAGCUUAAUGGAGUAUAAUAGUACUGCUCGUACCUAUGAGUGGGAUGAUUCAAUCGAUGGCUCACCUGAAGAUGCCAGUGGCAUGAGCAGAUUUAAUUUAGAUAAGCCAAGGACUAAGGUUGUGUCUCCAUUGAAGGAGUAUAAAAUCCCAAAGUUUGCUGGAAGGAGAAAAUUCAAGAGGUGGAGCGUAGAAGAGGAAGAUGCAUUGAGGGAGGGUGUGAAAAUGUUUGGUAGAGGAAGCUGGAAGGCUAUCCUAGACUUUAAGCGUGACAUAUUCGACGACAGAACUGAGGUUGAUUUGAAGGACAAAUGGAGAAACAUGACAAAAUAGCAACCUGCAAAGCGUAUUUUGUUAAUUUUGAUGAAGGUAUAUAAAACUGUAUAUAAGCAGGUCUGAUGUCUUGUGUCUCUUUUUUGUGAAGAUGUAUGUAAAGCCUAAUCUGCAACUUGGUUCAUAUAAAGCGGACUAACCUAGUUUUGUGUUGAAGAUGUAUAUAACCCUGCAUAACUGCAUAGUAGGAUGGUUCACCAUGUAAAAUUUUGUCUGCUAGAUAUAGGGUGUAUGGCGAGUCACUCUGGGUUUUAAUUUGUAGUUCUUGCCUGACUAUUUCCCAUAGGAUGAAGUAUUUGUAUUUACUCACAUUUUGCUUUGCUAGCUUAGACUGAUGCUGGGCGAUUUUUAUGUUCUUUUUUCAAGCUACACACGGAAUCUGAGGAGUGAAAAACAUUGACAAAUUGUUAAUGGGUGUUGAUUAUAGUUUCUACAUGUGAUUUUCUUGCCCUUUCA
Molecule: messenger RNA, 2302 nt
Organism: Manihot esculenta (cassava)
Lineage: Eukaryota; Viridiplantae; Streptophyta; Magnoliopsida; Malpighiales; Euphorbiaceae
Exons: 6
Coding region: 374-1846 (490 amino acids)
Source: RefSeq, a predicted model, not a curated record